Molecule: messenger RNA, 969 nt
Organism: Dibothriocephalus latus
Lineage: Eukaryota; Metazoa; Platyhelminthes; Cestoda; Diphyllobothriidea; Diphyllobothriidae
Source: the annotation of a GenBank genome assembly
AUGCGGCACGUUGGCAGUGCGCACGAAGAAUCCCUGUUUGCCUCCUGCAAAACCUGCGAUCAGUGCUUUUCAGUCAGCGAGAUUGCAGCGCAUGUGCAGACCUGCAAGGGUUCUUUUGCCUGUCUCUACUGCAGGCAGACAUUUGCUCUUCCAGCCUACUUAAAGCGUCACAUUAGACGCAAACAUUCCGUCACAACUAGGUAUCCUUGCAAGUUCUGCGACAAGACCUACUCCUCCAGUCACUCCCUGAAUGGACAUAUUCAGACGCACCUAAGUAAGCUGACAUACGUCGUACUUUUUAUGACUACAUUUUUUUCUGUCUACUUAGAACACCGCACAAAGUUGUGCAACAUUUGCGGUGCAUCGCUGGCGUUAGAAAAUGAAUUCCAGCUGGGAGGCCUUGAAGAUUCUGCCGAUGUCGGGCCUCCCCUGGGCCAUGCUUGUGGACACAGCAGCAGAAAGCUAUCCAAUCGGAAACGCAAUGGUUUGCCCAUUGGCUUUAUCACUACUGGCUCUUUUGAACCAUCAGGAAGCAGUUGCACGGAGUCAGACUCCUCGUGUUCUUCUGGGAGUGGUGGUGGUGGUGGUGGCGGUGGUGGUGGUGGUGAAGGUAAGAAUUGCCUGAAAGACAUACUGGACUAUUCUCAGUCCGAGGUGGCUUCCAUUUUCCACCAGGCCGCCAAACUGCCACCCUACAACUGCCCCUAUUGCCAGAGGAUGUACGUCUCACUUACGUGCUUUCGAAAGCACAUUGCAUCACACGCGCCAUCUCUUAACCCAAGAUCGCAGAAUUCGUUGUCAUCGGAGGAGAUCGUUCCUGACUUUGAAGAUCAGUUGACAGCCGAACUUUGUGAUCUGUUUACGGAGCAGGAAUGGAUGGAUUUGGAAUCCUACCCAGACCUGCCUUCUCCCAAUCUGGGCUUUCUACAAUCGAUCUUCUGCGAGGGGAAUUCCACCGAUCUUCUCUAG